Messenger RNA from Ostrinia furnacalis (Asian corn borer), 1269 nucleotides. RefSeq names its product phospholipase A1. Gene Ontology annotation, molecular function: serine hydrolase activity; lipase activity. The record is from RefSeq and is a predicted model, not a curated record. Gene Ontology annotation, biological process: lipid catabolic process. Lineage: Eukaryota; Metazoa; Arthropoda; Insecta; Lepidoptera; Crambidae. The coding region runs from base 31 to 1080 and encodes 349 amino acids. The transcript has 6 exons.
UAGUAAAUUCAAAUCAAUAACACAUUGAAAAUGAAUUAUCUUCAAGCAAAAGUCCAACAACUAAACUUCGUAAUAUUUUGUUUUAUUAAUUCCUGGAUCGGUCAUAUAGCCGCCAUUACGGGGGAAUAUGGUAAAGACUGGAUCUAUUUUCCGGAUGGAGAUGGUAUACCACAUUUUGUUAAUUUAUCAACAUUUACAUAUUCUUCGAUGAAAACGGAACAGGAUAUAGAGUUUAGAUUUUACAGCAUGAAAGACCCUGACAAUUAUAUUGUUUUGGAUGAAUCGGCAAUGCUCACAGAUGACGCGAUGGGUGUCCUUUUUAACAAUGCCCCAUUAAAAGUUAUAACCCACGGAUGGAUGUCAAAUGCCGACAAAAGCGCUGUGAUGAACAUAAAAAAUUCGUAUUUCAUUGCACGCACCAACGUCAACGUUAUUGCUGUGGACUGGAGUGGAUACUCAAUGAACUAUUAUUACAUGUCGGCUGCAAGUCAAACAAAAGCUGUUGGCCGCAAAAUAGCUCAAUUUCUGAAUUCAAUGCACAGGAAGUUUAACAUUUCCGGUGAUCAAAUGCAUCUAAUUGGACAUAGUCUAGGCGCACACGUAAUGGGAAUUGCAGGUUAUGAGUCGGAAAUCAAAAUUGGCCGAGUCACAGGCCUUGAUCCAGCAUUACCAAUGUUUGAAAAUAUACAAAAUCAAAAAACAAGGCUGGACUAUGCGGAUGCAAAGUUUGUAGAUGUGAUUCAUACGUGUGGAGGAGUACUUGGCUUUUGGGAUGCAAUUGGUCAAGCUGAUUUUUAUCCAAAUAAUGGAAAGGCACCCCAACCGGGAUGCAACAUUCAAAAUAUAUUUCACUGGGAUGCUUGUAGUCAUGGCAGAGCGCAUAUUUACUUCGCUGAAUCCAUUAUAAAUCCUAAAGCCUUCCCUGCGUACCGAUGUAAUAAUUGGCGAAGCGACCUGGAAAAAGCCUGCCCGCAUGUGGGUUUCAUGGGUGAAGCUGCGGAUUGGAAUAUGAGAGGCAUAUUCUAUUUGUCUACUAAUUCUGAAGAACCAUUUGGCAGAGGCAUAAUAUUAAGGUCGUAGCCUGGAAUUAUUCAGGGAGAGGGUGCGAGCUCUGGACCAAAGCUUACCUUGGAAAAUGCAGCUUUAUGUGACGAAGUCGCUAAAAUCCAGGAAAGUAUUUUAAUCGUAAAAGAAGAACGAAAGUUUUUACUAAGAAAACUGAUGGAAUAUGAAAGUGACCCUGAUAUGGUAAUGACCUACCAGAGGAGU